This is a messenger RNA of Paramecium octaurelia, 1692 nucleotides long. NCBI's taxonomy places the organism in Eukaryota, Ciliophora, Oligohymenophorea, Peniculida, Parameciidae. The record is from the annotation of a GenBank genome assembly.
UUGCUGCCAUGGAUCCAUUGUCUCCAGAUCCAGAAACAAGACCAGGCUCUAUUUCCAGCACAGGAGCCAUGGUAGCCUAUUCUGGAAGAAGAACAGGGUAAAGAAUUGAAAAAAUAAUAUUUUAGUCGAUCUCCAACAGAUAAGAGAGUUGUGUUUGAUGAAUAAACUGAACAUGAAAUAUGGUGGGGAAGUGUCAAUAUUCCAAUUCCCAAAAAGUCUCAUAAUCUUUUGGAAUAAGUUGCCCUUUAGUUUUUAAACACAAGGCCAAGAGUAAAUUUAUUUGAUAAUUUUUUUAGUUAUUUGUUGUUGAUGGAUAUGCCGGAUGGGAUCCUCACAGCAGACUUAGAAUUAGAGUAUUUUGCACAAGAGCAUAUCAUGCAUUGUUUAUGUAAAAUAUGCUUAUCAAACCAACAAAUGAGGAAUUAAAGAAAGAUUUCAGCGAUGAUGUUGAUUUUCAUAUUUUCAAUGCAGGACCAAUGUCAGCUCCAAAAUUAGUUGAAGGAGUUGGAUCAGAGACAUGCGUCUCUGUCAAUCUCACUGAUAAAAAGAUGGUAAUUUUAGGAACACAAUAUGCUGGGGAAAUGAAAAAGGGAGUAUUCGGAGUUACACAUUAUAUGUUCCCAAAAUAGGGAAUCCUUACACUUCAUAGUUCAGCUAAUGAGGGAGUUAAUGGAGAUGUUACAUUACUUUUUGGUUUGAGUGGAACCGGUAAAACCACAUUGAGUGCAGAUCCAAAGAGAAGAUUAAUUGGAGAUGAUGAACACGCAUGGUCUGAAAAUGGUAUUUUCAAUAUUGAAGGUGGUUGCUAUGCUAAAUGUGUAGAUCUAAGCUAUGAAAAGGAACCAGAAAUAUUUAAUGCUAUAAAGUAAUAAUUAGAUUUAUUCAAGAUUCGGAUCAGUCUUAGAGAAUGUUGAAUUCUUGUCUAAAGACUCAAGAGAAGUAGAUUAUCAUAACAUUUCAAUUACAGAAAAUACAAGAGUCAGCUACCCCUUGGAUUUCAUUCCAGGAGCUAAGAAUCCAGCUGUUGGAAGCCAUCCUAAAAACAUUCUAUUCCUCACAUGUGAUGCUUAUGGUGUAUUACCACCUGUUUCAUUAUUAACACCAGAAUAGGCUAUGUAUCAUUUUAUUUCAGGGUACACAGCCAAAGUAUUUGUUAAUUUUCACAUUUCCUUAGGUAGCCGGUACAGAAAUGGGAGUCAAAGAGCCAGUUGCAACUUUUUCAGCCUGUUUUGGUGAAGCAUUCUUACCAUUGCACCCAACACUCUACGCCACUAUGUUAGCUGAAAAAAUGAAGUCACAUGGAACCAAGUGCUGGUUGGUUAAUACUGGUUGGUCAGGUGGAAAAUAUGGUAUUGGCAAGAGAAUGUCUCUUAAAUAUACAAGAUCUAUUAUAGAUGCUAUUCAUACUGGUGAAUUAGUGAACGGUGAAUUUGAAAAAUUCGAGAUUUUCAAUUUAUAAAUCCCCAAGAAAGCCAGUGGUGUACCUGAAACCAUCCUUCAUCCUAAAAAUACUUGGAUGUAUUUUACUUAUUUAUCUUAUAGCAACAAGAGUGAAUUUGAAAGAACUUUAAGAAAUUUAGCUAAUAAAUUCUAAAAGAAUUUCUAAAAAUAUGCUGAUAAGGCCACCCCAGAAAUCAUUAAUGCUGGACCAUAAGCGUGAUAAUGUAACAAUUAUUAUAUAAUAAAAUAUAA